Molecule: messenger RNA, 2304 nt
Organism: Caenorhabditis angaria
Lineage: Eukaryota; Metazoa; Nematoda; Chromadorea; Rhabditida; Rhabditidae
Source: the annotation of a GenBank genome assembly
AUGUCAGAAAGUAUCAAUAGUAGCAAUAAUAGUAGUAGCAAAAAAGACGACGCCAAUUCGAAUGCACCGCCUGCAGAUGGAAAAACUGAAAAUCCUCCAGCUGAAAAUCCAUUAGAAACCGGACAAUUUAUCGAUUUAACCAAUGAUUUAUCAACAAAAUCGAUGGAUUAUCAAAAACUAUGUCGAAAUAUUUGGAGAUAUUUGGUGAAUUAUACACCAAACAGUCCGAGGCCUACAUGGAAUUCAACAAUUCUUCUCAAAUUAUUGCAAGAUGUUCGAGAGAAAAUGGAUGGAGAAGUAUUAAUUCCGGAGAUUUCGACAACACAAAAACCAACAAUUGUUUUUGGACCGAUUUUUGGGGAAGGUGAUUCGCUGGUCACUUUGAUGAGUCAAGCUGGAAUGCCACCCGAUGUUAAUUAUGUCAUGUUGGGAUGUUAUACUGGAAAAGGUUUUGGUGAGUUUCACUACUUGGAUAACUAGAUUUUCGAAUUCUCUAGUUUCGUCCCAAAUUUUUUGAUAAGCCCUACCAAACUGAAAUUUGAAAUCUAUAUUUUUCAGCACCACUCGAAUGUAUUUGCCUUUUGCUCAGUAUGAAAAUGUUAUAUCCCACAAAUAUGUAUUUAUUAAAGGGACAUCAUGAAGAAUCGCUGUCCCUUGAAAUGCUCAAACUUGGUAAUUGGCUGCAAUUGCGUGGAAUCGCUCUGAACACUCCCGAACACCAACAAAUCAUCGACGAAAUGAAGAAAUCAUGUUCCGCAUUUUCGCCGGCUGCAUUUUUGGAUUCGCGUAUUUUGUGUAUGGCUGGUGGUCCGGGACCAUUGUUGCGAAAAAAGAAUGGACUGAAGAAAUUGAUGAAAAUGCAGCGAAAAUUGAAAUAUUCGGUGAAGGAGAAGAAUUUAUUGAUGGAAUCGAGUUGGUCGGUGAUGAUAUUGAAUGAGGCACAAAAAGAGAUGCAUGGAAUGCCGUAUUUUACACCGGUAAGUGGAUAUGGCCUAGGAAUUUCGUUCGAUUUUUAGUCCGCCAAAAAUGUCGAAAUUUGGCUCACAUCAAAAUUUCUACAUUUUUUUUUCGAAAAAAAAAUUAAAAAAAUUUCAUUCAAAAUGUAGAAAUUUGCCUCACAUCAAAAUUUCUACAUUUUUUUUUCGAAAAAAAAAAUCAAAAAAAAAUUUCAUUAAAAAUGUAGAAAUUUGCCUCACGUCAAAAUUUCUACAUUUUUUUUCGAAAAAAAAUCAAAAAAAAAAUUAAUUCAGAAUGUAGAAAUUUGGCUCACAUCAAAAUUUCUACAUUUUUUUUCGAAAAAAAAAUCAAAAAAAAAAUUUCAUUAAAAAUGUAGAAAUUUGCCUCACGUCAAAAUUUCUACAUUUUUUUUCGAAAAAAAAAUCAAAAAAAAAUUUCAUUAAAAAUGUAGAAAUUUGCCUCACAUCAAAAUUUCUACAUUUUUUUUCGAAAAAAAAAAAUCAAAAAAAAAAAAAAUUGAUUCAGAAUGUAGAAAUUUGGCUCACAUCAAAAUUUCUACAUUUUUUUUCGAAAAAAAAUUAAAAAAAUUUCAUUCAAAAUGUAGAAAUUUGCCUCACGGUAAAAUUUCUACAUUUUUUUUUCGAAAAAAAAUCAAAAAAAAUUUCAUUCAAAAUGUAGAAAUUUGCCUCACGGUAAAAUUUCUACAUUUUUUUCGAAAAAAAAUUUAAAAAAAUUCAUUCAAAAUGUAGAAAUUUGGCUCACAUCAAAAUUUCUACAUUUUUUUUCGAAAAAAAAAAUCAAAAAAAAAAUUUCAUUCAAAAUGUAGAAAUUUGCCUCACGUCAAAUAUUCUACAUUUUUUUUUCGAAAAAAAAAAAUCAAAAAAAAAUCAAAAAAAAAUUUCAUUCAAAAUGUAGAAAUUUGCCUCACAUCAAAAUUUCUACAUUUUUUUUUCGAAAAAAAAAUCAAAAAAAAAUUUCAUUCAAAAUGUAGAAAUUUGCCUCACGUCAAAAUUUCUACAUUUUUUUUCGAAAUUUUAUUUUUUUUAUUUUCGCAGCCGUAUAAAAUCCCAAUUUUUCCAGGAACAAGCCUCUGAAUUCUGUCAAUCGAAUAAUUUGCACUGUCUAAUUCGUGGUCGCCAACUUGUAGAUCAAGGUUUUUUGAACAAACCAAAAGAUGUGAUAACAAUCAUCUCAGCUGUCGCAUAUUUGGAUAAUUUUCGAAAUUUUGCAGCUGUUUUGAAGAUUCAAGGACCAAAAGGAACAAUUAUUCGAUAUAAAAUGGAAGAAGGCGAACAAUUAUCAUUAGAACUUGUGAAACCAGGAAUUGGUAGAAAUGUUGUCGCAUGA